CACUAAGACGUUUUAUAAUAACCACUGUUCACAAUAUCUUACAAAAAAAGGUAAAGAUGAUACAGAGCUAUUGUUAUACGAUAAAGCUGAUCCAUCACAAUAUCAGUCUUUCCCAUAUUAGCCUUGAUACGGCAUACUAUGGACUAAAACAGAAGAAGUAUAAACCUGUGUGUUGAAGCUGCUUCUGCCUCAGCACCACAGAAGGCCAGCCAUGGCAGGUCAUUAAAAAUAAACUUGUUCCCACUCCACCUGUUCAAAACGCUAUUAAUCUGCUGCCUUCCAAUAGAAGGCUUGGCUUUGACCCGGAAGCCAAUAGAAACACAAGAGCUGCGGGACCCCGACCAAUCCAAGGCAGCAUUCUAAUGUGUCCUUUCUUUAUCAAGGUGCCACUCCAAUUCAAGAUACUGCUUAUUUAUUACCCCCGAGGAGAGAGCAGGGAGGAGAUAUUUGUCUUAAGGAGCAACUGUGAACACUGUUUCUUAGGUGGCACAACACCGGAUGUUGAUUUUGGAACUGUCACCUUCAGUACAAUGGCACAAAGCAGGUGAAGGAAGACAGUGAAGAGGUUUUAUGCUGGCACCUGCCCUCUGCUGUCAUAGCCAGCUAGAGAGACACCACUGCAGAUACCAGUGACCUGGAGUAAUCUAGUCCUCAGAUAGGGGACAUUGGCAUCAGCAUCAUUGUUCAUCAUUUGAAAAUCAACAGACUGGAUUAAGAAAUAAGAACACAAUCAACGAAUCCGUAUUCAUCCAGUCUUGGUGAGAGAGGUGAACGUGAACCUUUGUGGGCCGCACUGGGUCUUUUCAUGACUGUACCUUGUUAGGUGAGUUGGUGAAAUCUGGAAGUGGAGGUACUUCUCAUGGAUUCCAACAUACCGGGGUCUUUCCUGUUCAACAACAGCCUGAACCAGUUCUCCUCGGACUUAAAGGCACCUGUGUGUCAGUAUUCAGUGCCCAACUCCUUCUACAAGCUUAACCCAAGCCUGAACAGCCAGCUGCAGGCAGCAGGCACACCCCACGGCAUCAGUGACAUCCUCAGCCGUUCCAUGAUGGGCGCUACGGGCACUACCACCCUGCUGUCUGGAUACCCCACCAUGGGGGGUUUUGGCACCGUGGCCACCCCGGGGGUCUACUACAACCGUGCAGACUACAAUCCCUCGCUGGGCGGCUUCACCAAGCCUGGCGCUGAGUGCGCCAUGAAGGGUCGCAGUGGCAGCUGCUGGGUAGAGAGCGGGUACGAGUGGAGAGGAGGGAGGCAGCAGUGCAAUAACAACAUUGGGCAUCUAGAGGAUAUUUCAGGCAGGAAGAAGCACACCAGACCUACAUUCAGUGGACAUCAGAUAUUUGCCCUGGAGAAAACCUUUGAGCGGACCAAGUACUUGGCCGGGCCAGAGAGAGCUAGACUGGCUUACUCCCUGGGCAUGACAGAGUCACAAGUCAAGGUGUGGUUCCAGAACCGCCGCACCAAGUGGAGGAAGAAGAGUGCCUCAGAGCCCAGCUCCACCCAAGCCACGCAGGGCGAGCAGGGAGGGGAGGCCUCGGAGAACGAGGUGGAGGAUGAGGAGUACAACAAGCCUCUGGAUCCCGAGUCAGACGACGAGAAGAUACGACUGCUGCUGCGGAAACACCGCCGGGCUUUCUCUGUACUCCGCCUUGGACCACACCACGUCUGACACAUACACACAAAAGCUCCCACGCACACACAGGCACAGACACACACGCACACAUCAGAUGUGCAUGUUGUAGCAAGAGGUAGGGUUAAACAAAUUUUGUAGUACAGACCAACAACUAAAUAUUCAAGCAUGUUAAAAAAAUGUCACAUUUAUAAUACAGUAAGUUUAAGGAGAAAAAAGGGUAAUGGUUCACAUGAAGUGAUGCCUUGACGUACAGUAUUUGUAACCAUAAUGGAAACAGAGGGAAGAUGUUACCAUGAAAUGAUGGGUGAAACACUUUAAAUUGAAAAUAGAACUCAUCAAUGAGUUUCAAUGAGGCAAAUGGUUAACUGUUAUGUAGGAAACCCAUCAUGAUCUAUUAUCCUCAGCUACACUAUCGGGGAAUUUUGAUGGUUGCAUCAAACGUGAAAGGAAAUAGUUUAUCAUGUGUACAUACACACUAUAGCAGACCAAAGCUGAAUAGAUGAUAUGUAAACCAUGGAUAAUGCAGUUGACAGUACCUGUUUGAUUUGAAUAGAAUAAAACCGUCAGGUCAAGGACUUUUUAUUUUAGUUCAUCAAAUUAAUUUGCUUGUUGUACUCUUAACAUUCAAUGUCCAUUUGAACUUGUUUCACAGUCAACUGCUGUACUAUGAACACAGAAUAUUUAUAUUAUUAACUUUGAUUAAUUUAAUUGAGAGCCUGGCAAUGCUGUUUUAUUUAACACUGGCGUUGAGGGCACACAUAUCAAGAUAAGUCUUGACCUUUUAUUUCGACUAAUGUGUUGCUAAUGUCAUGCAGACAUGCAAGCUUUCAUGACAUUUGAGGGUUUCUGCGCAUCCAAAUUAAGUUGCAUAAGGAUAAUGUAAAUUAAUGAUUCCCUUUCUAAUUGUACAAUAAAUUAUUGUGAAUUAUUUAUUGAAUACAAUGGUGCAAUGAUUUUGUCAUGCCUUGGUUUUUCAGUAAUUGUUUUCAUAUAAAAGACAACAAUCCCCAAACAAACAACUUAUACUGUGUUGUGUCUGACAUCUAAACAGGCAUUGAAGUCUAUAUCAGCAAUAGAGUUGUUGAUACAUUACAAGUGACAGCUAAGACAGAUGGGCGGUAGGAAAGGCACAAUCAUUGAGUAGAAGUGAGGGGUCAAAAGCCAAUCCCAAUGUGAUCUAUGUAGUUACCAGGGUGCUGGGAUUGGACUGGCUGAACUGUUCUGUGUAGAAGACAAAGCCAUCCGACCUAUCCACGCCAUCACAAAAUCAAUGCUACUAUUCUAUUUCAUUCACUAAUUGAAUAUCUCUCACCCCUGGCCCCUGCAGCUCAGUGCUGUUUGCCAUUAGGACAGAUGCUAAGGGAGUAUGUGAGGGUGUGCCCAGCACCAGGGAAAAACCUGCAUUGUGCUUGAUUACUGUUGAAACAAUUAUGCUAUUGUUGAUAGUAAAACAUCAACAAGAUACUAGUCUCCCUAGGCAGACGGGUUGCCUCCCACAAUGUGAACAAUGUUCCAGGUCUGGGAUUUCUGAGACUAACAAGAUGUUAACGUCAAGAGUGAGGUCGCACUUCAGUUCAAGCACUGUCUACAUCACCAGAUAGAGAGGAUAUGUUAACAGCAGCACGAUACAGACUACAAACUUUGAGAAUAUUCCCAGAUGAAUAUACUGUACCAGAUACAUUUCUACUACUAAAAGUUCUAUAAAACAGGAGAGAAAAGGCAGUGGUAAAGGCUGGGAAACGCAGCUAUGAGAAUAGCUGAAGAGCAACAUUGAUAUCAGUCUUGGUAUGGUUGGGAAACGAAACCUGUGCUGUAUCACUGAAUCUAGGAAACUCUCAGAACACCUUAGGCCGUUCUGGUGCAGCUUCAUAUGAAAGUGAAAAUGAAAAAACUGAUUUCUGAGAAUAUCCCAGUUCUGUGAAACUGCAUAAGUUCUUCAUAAAUGAGACAUGCAUAUUCAUGUGAUCUCCUUUACUAAAAUCAUUCAGCAUCUAGGCCAGGACAGGCCAUUUCCAUUGUUUUUGUUGCUCACUGCAACUGUACUUUUUCUGCUGAUUAUUUUGCCUAGCCCUUGAUAAAUCUAAGGCAACGGUAUUGGAUCAACAUUUGUCUUCCAAAAUGCAAUAAUGGUAAGGAUCGGAUGCAGAGCAACUCACACUUUCAGUUGGCUUUUUCUUACUUGAGCCUUAAAAGGGUAUCGAUCGAAACAACUUGGCCAGUUCUGACUGUCCGAAAUAGCCAGCCCAUUCCACCUUGAGAGGGCACGUUUAAUAUCCCAUCUAUUUCACACAAAGUCCUAUCAAUAUGCAGGCUCACUUUUUCUCUCUCCAACCAAAGAGGCAUGUCUCAGACUGGGCUGAAUUCUCAAACCAUAGAAUGUGAAUAAAUAACAUGGCUAUAAUUUUCAAAGUGAAAGUAAGACAUUUAGCAUGUGUCAAAUCAAAUAAAAGUUUACCUAUUUCAGCAUGACCUCUCCAAAACAACUUGCAGUGAUCUGUGUGUGUUCCUCCCUGACAACAAGUACAACCCAUCUUAACCCAGUUGAUGGGAACUGUUUAAGGACACUCCACCACAAGCAUUGGAGAUUGCAGGCAUUCUCGUUUCAUAAAUUAGGCCUACAUUAAAAGGUGUGGUAUGUCGUCUAUGGUAUGUUACA
Coregonus clupeaformis (lake whitefish) is the source of this 4292-nucleotide messenger RNA. RefSeq names its product NK6 homeobox 3 (gene nkx6-3). Gene Ontology annotation, cellular component: nucleus. Bases 860 to 1672 code for a protein of 270 amino acids. The record is from RefSeq and is a predicted model, not a curated record. Gene Ontology annotation, biological process: cell differentiation; regulation of transcription by RNA polymerase II. Lineage: Eukaryota; Metazoa; Chordata; Actinopteri; Salmoniformes; Salmonidae. Gene Ontology annotation, molecular function: DNA-binding transcription factor activity, RNA polymerase II-specific; RNA polymerase II cis-regulatory region sequence-specific DNA binding. The transcript is spliced from 3 exons.